GCCCGGGCGGGGCGGUGCCUACGGCGGCCGGGAGGGCCCGAGCGCGGCGGGCGCGGCGGCGGGAUGGAGUCGGUGGUCUUCAUCUUCUCGCUGAUCGACUGCUGCGCCCUCAUCUUCCUCUCCGUCUACUUCAUAAUCACACUAUCAGAUCUGGAAUGUGACUACAUCAAUGCUAGAUCGUGCUGCUCCAAGCUAAAUAAAUGGGUGGUGCCUGAGGUGAUUGGCCAUGCAGUUGUCACGGUAUUAAUGCUUAUUUCAUUGCACUGGUUCAUCUUCCUCCUUAACCUGCCAGUGGCCACAUGGAAUAUUUAUAGGUACAUUAUGGUGCCAAGUGGAAACAUGGGAGUAUUUGAUCCCACAGAGAUCCAUAACCGAGGACAACUGAAAUCACACAUGAAAGAAGCCAUGAUUAAGCUGGGCUUUCAUCUGCUCUGUUUCUUCAUGUACCUUUACAGUAUGAUUCUGGCUUUGAUAAAUGAUUGAGAAGUCGAAAGAGAACCAUUAACUGCCAAAUUGGGUCAUCACUCCAGUGACUGGUGGAGCCACAGACACCUCCCGAACACACCUAGAUCAGUGUCAUCAUGCAGUAUAUUUUUCCUCUUUGAACAAGAAAUAUUUUUCUGUAUUUUUAACAUAAAGUAUUUUCAAAAGACAUUGGAUCUGUGUAGCAGUUGUUUUUGUUCCUUUACAAGCCAAACUGCUGGAGCUGCUGUUUCUAUAAGAUGAAAUCCUUGCUUACAGAAGUGACCUCGUAAGAAUUAAAUGGUAAUCAGGGAAACUUGUUUCACCAGCAUGAGCUGGUAAUGACAGUAGUUCCAGAACACAUUUAAGUGCAGCAAUGAUACCUGAUUCUUGCUGAGAGAUGUCAGGAUGAGACUGGCUGCCAAGCUGUCCUAUCAGAACCUAAUCUGAAGGAACACUUGGAACAGAUUUCAAAGUGGAACACAAACACAGCUUGCAUCUUUGUGUUGGUAUUCUUUCCAGACAAAAAUCAAUGGAAUACAAGUUACAUUUUCCUCCCUUUCCCCACGCCCCUGCAGCAAUGUAUAUGAAGCCUUGCAUUUGGAUGGAUUAAGAUCCCUUUGGUGGACAUGACACUUGUGUGUAAGAGUGCAGAUAAACAAGAAACAUGAUUCAUACUUGCUUUUUCCAUUCAACUCCUGUUUUGUCAUUGAAGUACAUCAUGGACAUCCAGAUAAAGAUCAUAUUGCACUGGGGUGGAGUUGGUUACAGAGCAGAAGACUAUCUGCAGUUGCUAUUCCCUGAACCUGCUGUUGGCAUAGGCAGUAGGGUGAAACAAGAGGUUGUCUAGCUCAGGGAAAAGGUCUGGUAACCCAUAAUCCCACUUACUCCAAUUCUGAUGUGACUGCUUCAGUGAUACCAGCAAGUUCUUUCUGUGCAGCUCUUGCAUCGGUAAUAAGUGUAUAAACCUGAGUUUGUACUCUCACUGUCCAAUAACUGUCUUUAAGUUUUUUUAUAUGUGCUUGCAAAAAGGUCUCUUGGAACAAACAUCAAUUAAAACACUUUAAAAA
Messenger RNA from Pseudopodoces humilis (Tibetan ground-tit), 1532 nucleotides. It is a transcript of the gene CNIH4, whose product is annotated as cornichon family member 4. Gene Ontology annotation, biological process: vesicle-mediated transport. The record is from RefSeq and is a predicted model, not a curated record. NCBI's taxonomy places the organism in Eukaryota, Metazoa, Chordata, Aves, Passeriformes, Paridae.